AUGGAAAAGUUAAAGCAAUCCCCAGCAGAGCUUCUCAAAAUAGUCCAAAUCAAGCCAAUCGAGCAAGAGUGCUUAGACAGAGUUUUCGCCUAUCUCAUCGACAAAGACCCUAAGAAACCUGAGGAGCAUAAGAAGAAGAUUGGAGAGGGAGACUUGAUGAAAGUACUUACCUUCCUAGGUCAGAAGCCCUCAAAGUCUGAAGUCAAACUUAUCAUCUGGGAAGUUGAUGAUGAUCUUGACGGAUAUGUGAGCAAAGAGGAAUUCUAAACAAUGUACAAGAGAUGCAUCUCAGACGAUACAGGGCUUGAGCCAAGAAAGCUAUUUAAUCUUGUACAGUUCUUGAUGUACGAUAAGACAUUCAAGGGUCGUGUGACUGUCGAAGAGACUCUUCAAAUUCUCUAUGUCAGAUACGGAAGAGAACGCUUAGAUGAUGAGAUUAAGGCCAUUUUUGGUGAUGAUGAGAAGAAUGGUGAUGGAAGUGAGAAGGAGAUCACCUAUGGAGAGUACGUUGAAAAGAUAAAUAAAAGAGCUCUUGAAGAGUAGAAGAAAAUUAUCUAGGCUAGAAUGAGAGGAGAACUUAAGAAGCAAGACAAUGAGGACUAGUGA
Molecule: messenger RNA, 606 nt
Organism: Stylonychia lemnae
Lineage: Eukaryota; Ciliophora; Spirotrichea; Sporadotrichida; Oxytrichidae
Source: the annotation of a GenBank genome assembly